AUGCUUGAGCGAGGGACGGAUCUUCGGGCUCGGGAUACGUUCCGGGAGACGCCCUUUCAUAGCGCAGCACGGGGGAUUGUGAAUGACCAUGUAUGCCGUGAUGGAAGAGAUAAAGAAGUCACAACUGAGAACAAGAUCAAACUUCAGGAUGAGAUGAUGCGUGUUCUCAAGAAGGCUGCGGGGAAGGAUACUGCCAUCUUGAUGAGCCAAACAAAUGCGGAGGCCUCGGAAGAGGCAGAGGUAGAGGCAGAGGCCAACCAGUAG
Molecule: messenger RNA, 264 nt
Organism: Penicillium coprophilum
Lineage: Eukaryota; Fungi; Ascomycota; Eurotiomycetes; Eurotiales; Aspergillaceae
Product: ankyrin repeat-containing protein
Exons: 2
Coding region: 1-264 (87 amino acids)
Source: RefSeq, a predicted model, not a curated record